Rotaria socialis is the source of this 4509-nucleotide messenger RNA. Lineage: Eukaryota; Metazoa; Rotifera; Eurotatoria; Philodinida; Philodinidae. The record is from the annotation of a GenBank genome assembly.
AUGGAGUUAAUGAGGCGUAGCGACCCGAUUCCGCAUCCACUCGAUCUGGAAAGAAUUGAACAUAGUCCUGAUGAUGUGGCUUUGUCGUAUACAACUUCAACAUGCCUUUUUUUUCAAUCAACGCUUGGCGCUUGUCUUGGAUUUUCUCUCUUCACAAUCGUAGUAGUGGCCGUUGGCACUAUUAUCAUUUGUUUCACAGUGCCAAAACAACAAAGUGGAUCAUGUCAACGUGUUUUUAAAACAACUGUCUUAUACUCAACCGACCAAAAUUCAUAUCCGCGAUCAGUUGCCAUUGGCAACUUAAACAAUGACACUCAAUUAGAUAUUGUUGUAGCCAAUACUGGUACAAACACUGUUGGCAUUUUUCUCGGAUAUGAAAACGGAACGUUUCAACCGCAAACGACCUAUUCAACCGGCUUUCUAUCUCAACCAUAUUCCGUGGCGUUAGGUGAUUUUGACAAUGAUAAUCAACUAGAUGUCGUCGUCGCCAACCGUGGUACUAACAGUAUCGGUAUACUGGGUGGAUAUGGUAAUGGAACUUUUAAAAAAGUCCUCGUCUAUUCACUUGGCUCAUCGCGACCAGUGUCGGUUACCGUUGCUGAUUUGAAUAACGACAAGUGCCUUGAUAUAAUUGUCACAAACUAUGAGAUCAGCAACAUAGACAUUUUAUUUGGAUACGGCGACACAACCUUUUCUGCCCAAAAUACAUAUUCGGCAGGUUACGACUCCCUUCCCACUUCUGUCGUUGUUGCCGAUUUGAACAAAGACAGUCAAUUGGAUCUUAUUGUCUCAAACUCGGGUACUAGCAAUGUAGCUGUGUUUCUGGGAUAUGGUAACGGAUCGUUCUCCCUCCCAGGAAUAUAUUCAACUGGAAUUGGUUCACAACCAUUUAUAGUCGCUGUUGGCGACUUGAAUGGUGACAAGCGACUUGAUAUUGUAGUUACAAAUUACGGGACUUCCACUAUAGGUGCACUUCUUGGCUAUGGUAAUGGCACAUUCGCAAAAAUAGAGGUAUCUUUCAUUGAUUCUGAAUUUCGUCCUUAUUCUAUGGUCAUUGGGGAUUUCAAUAACGACAACACAUUGGAUGUGGCCGUAACCAAUCCUGAAAAUGACACUAUUGUUGUGCUUAAUGGAUUAGGCAACGGAACAUUUGCAAGCGAAGAAAAAUAUUUCACUGGCUUUGACUCUAGUCCAGUCUCUAUUGUUGUUGGUGACUUUAACAAUGAUAACCUAUUAGAUCUUGCCACAGCCAAUAAUGGCACUAACAAUGUGGCAGUAUUUCUUAGAUAUACUAUUAAAAUGUUUUCAAAUCAAACAAUAUAUUCAACUGGUUAUAAUUCUGAACCCCGUUGGGUAGCUCAGGGUGAUUUUAACAAUGAUAGUUUUCUUGAUAUUGCUGUUGCCACUAUUCAAACUCAUGUAAGCAUAUUUCUUGGAUAUGGCAACGGCACUUUUACGGAACAAAUUGCAAUUUCAGAAGGAACUGGUUCUCGUCCUUACUCAAUUGCCGUAGGUGACUUUAACAACGAUAGUCUGUCCGAUCUUGCUAUCGCCAAUUCCGGUACAAACAAUGUAGCCGUACUUUUCGGAUAUGGCAAUGGAACCUUUGGAAGGCGUGCAAUAUUUUCGACUGGUCCUCAUUCUAAUCCUUACUCGGUCGCUCUGGGUGACUUUAACAACGAUAGUUUCCUUGAUAUCGCUGUUGCUAAUCAUGGCACUGGCAACGUCGGCAUACUCCUCGGAUAUGGAAAUGUAAGUUUUGCAGCUCAAAGGACAUUUUCAACUGGGAAUAAUUCAUAUCCAGGUUCAGUUGCCCUAGGCGAUUUUAAUAACGAUAGCAUUCUUGAUAUCGCUGUUACUAAUUCCGGUACUAAUAAUGUAGGCAUACUUCUCGGAUAUCACAAUGGAACUUUUGGAAAUCAGAUAUCAUUGACAACUGGAGAAAACUCCAACCCUUCUUCAGUCAUCGUAACAGAUUUAAGCAAUGAUAGUAUGCUCGACAUCGUUGUCACCACUCUUCUGAGUAACAACGUAGGCGUAUUUCUUGGAUAUGCCAACGGAAGCUUUCAGAAACUGAUGACAUUUUUCAUUGGAUCUGGUUCUGCUCCGACAUCACUCACAACUGGCGAUUUCAAUAACGAUGAUAUAAUCGACAUUGCAGUGACUAAUUAUGGCGACAAUAGUGUAUGUCUACUUUUUGGGUAUGGCAAUGGAACUUUUGGAAUGCUAACAACUUAUUCAACAGGUGAUGGUUCUUCUCCAACAUCGAUUGCAGCUGGUCACUUUAAUCGCGAUAGUUGGCUGGAUUUUGUAGUUACUAAUGUUCGUGAAGGGGAUGUUGGCGUAUUUCUCGGACUUGAAAACAUAUAUGGAGCUAGCCAAUCAACAUAUUCAACUGGCUCUGGUUCGCAUCCAUAUAGUGUUGUAGUUAGUGACUUCAACAACGACAGCGUACCUGAUUUGAUGAUUGUCAAUUCGGCACAUGAUAAUGUUGGUAUUCGUCUAGGAGAUGGAAAUGGGACUUUCGGCGAUGAAAUUCCUUAUUCUAUGGGAAUCGGUUCGUAUCCGCUAUACGCUACCGUAGGAGAUUUCAAUAGGGACAAUCAAGUGGAUAUCGCCGUCGUGAAUAGCAUGAAUGACAGUGUGACUGUUAGUUACGGAUGUGGUAAUGGAACUUUCGCAAGACCCGAAAUAUAUUCUACCGGGCAAGGUUCCCGUCCGUACUUUGUUGCUGUUAGUGACCUCAACAACGACAAUCGAAUGGACCUUAUCGUCGCAAAUGAGAAUAUUGGUACGAUUGGCAUUUUUCUCUCUUACGACUAUGCAACAUUUAAAAUACAAGGUUUAUCUUCAACUGGAACCCUAUCAUAUCCUCAAUCGGUGGCCAUCGGUGACUUCAACAAUGAUAGCUUGCUAGAUGCUGCCGUCGCCAAUUAUGGUACUAGUAAUAUUGGCAUAUUUCUUGGUAUUGGUAAUGGAUCGUUUACAGCACAAAGGAAGCUUUCAACUGGAACUGGCUCUGGUCCUUACACCGUAGCUGUAAAUGACUUUAAUCAAGACAGUCGACUUGACAUCGCUGUUGGCAAUACCGGUACUAAUAAUGUAGGCAUAUUUCUCGGAUAUGGUAAUGGAACGUUUACAGAACAAACGAUAUUUUCAAUUAGAGGUGGUUCCAAUCCUCGCUCGAUCGCUGUAAGUGACUUUAAUAAAGAUAAUCUGCUCGAUAUUGCUGUCGCUGAUUCCGCUAAUAGUAAAAUAAUCAUACUUUUCGGAUAUGGCAAUGGAACCUUCAGAUAUAAUAUUUCAUUGGCAACUGGAACAAAAUCUAGUCCUCACUCGAUCGUUGUAUGCGACUUUAACAAUGAUAGUUUGCCUGAUAUCGCUGUUGCCAAUAGUCUUACUGGCAAUGUAGGUAUAUUUCUUGGACAUGGUAAUGGAAGUUUUUCAGCUGAAGUGACAUUUUCUACUGGCUAUAAUUCUCUUCCUAAAUCGAUCACUGUAAGCGACUUUAACAAUGAUAGUUUUCUCGAUAUUGCUGUCGCCAACAAUCUUGGUAACAAUAUUGGCAUAUUUCUUGGAUACGGCAAUGGAACUUUUGCGCCUCAAAUCGUAUAUUCAACGGGAAAUGGUUCCAUUCCGGCAAUGCUUAUCGUCGGUGACUUAAAUAACGACAAUAGAGUGGAUAUUGCUGUUGCCAAUAAUGGUGCUAAUAAUGUGGGUGUCUUCUAUGGAUAUGGGGAUGGACGUUUUACUGAUCAAAUCUUAUUUUCAACCGGAAGUGGUUCUCAACCGGAUGCGAUUGCCGUUGGAGAUUUCAACAAUGACAAUCGAUUGGAUAUUCUGGUGGUCAACAAUUUAGAUGGCAGCAUUAUGGUACUUCUUCGAGAUAGUAGUCAACCAUUUCUAACCCUGACAACAUACUCAACUGGCAAUCGUUCCCAUCCACAAUCUAUGGUUAUUGCUGACAUAAACAAGGAUUAUUGCCCAGAUAUUAUCGUUGCCAACUCCGGUAACGAUAAUAUUGGUAUAUUGCUUGGGUCUGAUAAUGGCACUUUUAUGACGCAAACAGCAUAUACAACUGGAAAUGGCUCCCAACCAUGCUCAGUCGCCGUUGGUGACUUCAAUAAUGACAGUCUGCUAGACAUUGCCAUUGCGAAUGCUGGUACGAAUAAUGUGGGUAUACUUUUCGGAUUUGGCAAUGGAACGUUUUCUACUGUAAUGGUAUAUUCGAUUGACAAUUCUUUGACUCCAUCCUCGAUAGUUGUGGCUGACUUCAACAAAGAUAAUUACCUUGAUGUCAGUGUCAUCAAUUCUGGCUCUCAAAAUGUAUUUCUAUUAUUUGGAAAUGGUAACGGAACUUUUAGAAAUUCACAGUCCUAUUCACUGGGCUAUGGUUUUCUUGCAUAUUCGAUGACUGUCGGCGAUUUGAACAAAGACAGUUGGAUCGAUAUUGUGGUAGCAAAUUACGCCACUGAUAGCGUGGAUAUUCUUUUUCAGACAUGUAGUUAA